AUGGGGGCGCGACAGCGCGCUCAAGCGCGGCCAAAGAAAGGGAACUCGGCUAAGAAUCCUAAGUGGUCUCAGAAACAGCCAACUUCUUCUGUCAAAUUUACAGAACUAAACCCUCGUAAUCGACAGCAGGCUUUGCUAUCAGACUGGCAAGACUUCUCCGACUCUGCGUCACCUCAUGCAAGAACCGGUCAUUUUACUAUGAGCGAGGAAGCUCGUAAUACAGAGAGACAUACGGCGGCAUGGGGUCCUUCGAGGCUGCGAGAUCGCGCUGUUGUGUUCGUAAGCGCAGGCACUCUGGUUCGCGAGGAGCCCGUCAUGGAAUCAAAAGAGAGCACUCAAGGAACAGAUCAGUCUGCAGGGGACGGUGACAGCGUGCAAUUGGACGCAAGACACGACUCUGUCGAACAGGACCAAGUCACAGUUGCCGCUGUUCACCAGCCAGUGGAGGAAGUGGCACCGACAACUACCACAGAGUCUUCUGUCACAAACACCCCUGCACCCAGGAGAUACUCCGCUUCGUCAGUAUCUUCUGAUGAGAUUCUCUUUACUGGUCGUCAGAACCGCGCUGAACCACGUCCUCGGAAAGUCGACAUAUCCCCCAAUCCUCCCUCGUCUCUGCCUACCUCAACGAAACAUGAUUCUGACCUUCAAGCUGGCGAGACCAGCACCGGUAGUCCACCGCAAAAAGACUUCACGCCUCUUUCACAUCACAUUGGGCCUAUACCGUUGCGGAAGAAGAAUGUUGAUCGUCGAGGAAGACCGCUGAUCUUUUCGAGCAGGAGAGAGGAAGAGGAAGCCAUCAUGAAUGACUAUAUUGCCAAUCUAGUGUUUGAUGAUGACAGUGAUGAAGAAGAAGAAGAAGAUUCGGCGCCAACUACUGCAAAGCCGUCCAGACGAGACGAGCACUUCAAGCUGCACGGUAAUGCUACCGAGGCACCCUUCAAGGUCCAGACAAAACCUCCAACUAGAUAUGAACAGUCUAAAACUGCCCCUUCUCAGGCCAUUGACUGGGAUUCUGCUGACUUGGAAGACUUCGACGAUCUAAGCACGACCGACGAGGAAGUUGUUGAAGUAAGCCAAGUUCUUCGACAUCGAGAACGUCCCAGUGGUCCACAGUAUCUUGUGACUUUGCCCGGCCAAGAUGCAAGUGAGGCUCGUUGGGUCUUGCAUACUAAAUUGACUUCCGUGUCUGCACGCGACGAAGUUAGCAUUUUCCACGACAUCCAGGCCAUCCAAUUCGAGAACACUAGUGAUGAUCUGGAAGCUGAUGACACCGGGAGUGAUGAUGAUGACGAAUUCCGCGAUGAUGCGGAUGAUGACCGCGAAUCUGAAAUGGAGGAAAAUGACCGCAUCAUUGAUCGAGUGACACGAAUGAGCGAUGAACAAAUUGCCCGUGCUUUCGCGAAGCAAGCUGAGAUGGGAAUUGGCGGCGACGAACUGUUGUUGUUCGAUGGGCAGGUUGACGAUGAGGAUGAUGACCAGGACAUGGAUGAGUUCAUUGCAAACGACGACUUCAUUAAGUUCUCUAGCAAGAAGCACAUCUCGAGCCGUGGCAAAUCGAAGAGAAAUCGAAGACAACGCGAUACGUUUCCACCAGCAGAGGCAUUCGCUGAUGCUCUAGACCAAGACCCAUAUGGUGCAUUCGACAUAAUGGAUUUUGAUCGACCCAGUCUACGACCUAAGAAUAAGGGACGGAAGUCAGACCCAUUUGAAUGGGCUUUGGAAGAUGAGGAACUUGCCCAGCACCUUAGCAGCACAUGGAGCAAAGACCGGGAGAAGAAAGCUGCUAGGAAACGCGAACGACAGGAGGCUAGGGAAGACGCACUUCUUGAGGCUGCUGAGCGAAACAGUCCUGCUGUGAUCAAAGCAGAGAUCAGACGCUUCUUGGUCCAGGAGAUAGACGUGCUCGAGUUGGCUCCAAUGGAACCGACUGCACGGGCUGGCAUUCACCGUCUCGCAAAGGCAUUGAAGUUGAAGUCACACUCAGAGGGCAAGGAAGGUCGUGGUCGUGGACGAUACCCAGUCCUAACCAAGGGGCCUCAGACUCCACACUACACCAUUGACACUGUUUGGCAAAUCGACAACCUGAUAGAGCAGAGGAGAUUUUUCCCAAGACAGAAGGGUGGUUUCAAUGGAGCAAGCAAUCCUCGUGCUCGCGUGACUGGAGGCCGUAGGGGGGGUGGCGGCGCGAUGUCUGGUGCUACUUACAUGAAUGGUGACGUCGUUGGCGCAUCUGCUCCUGAACUUGGUGCAGACAACAAGGGUCGUGCUAUUCUGGAGAAGAUGGGCUGGACCAGUGGUAUGGGCAUAGGCGCAGUGGGCAACAAGGGUGGCCUCGAAGCCAUCAAACAUGUUGUGAAGACGAACAAGGCUGGCUUGGGUUGA
This is a messenger RNA of Exophiala spinifera, 2385 nucleotides long. RefSeq lists its product as uncharacterized. NCBI's taxonomy places the organism in Eukaryota, Fungi, Ascomycota, Eurotiomycetes, Chaetothyriales, Herpotrichiellaceae. The record is from RefSeq and is a predicted model, not a curated record. The coding region runs from base 1 to 2385 and encodes 794 amino acids. Gene Ontology annotation, molecular function: nucleic acid binding. The transcript has 2 exons.